This is a messenger RNA of Pseudo-nitzschia multistriata, 1520 nucleotides long. The record is from the annotation of a GenBank genome assembly. NCBI's taxonomy places the organism in Eukaryota, Bacillariophyta, Bacillariophyceae, Bacillariales, Bacillariaceae.
AAUAACAACCAUACUUUUAUGGCAAGUCCUAAACGUAAAAGAAAAAUGUGGGGUUCGUCUAGUAGUAGUGCGAAAAAGUCUAGGCGCAAAUCGAAGUCGUCUAUGAGUGGCGCCAUCGACGAAGCUGCGGCGGAAGCUAUUUUCGCUGAGCUCGCAGACGAGGAGGAUCCGACUGUUAUCGAACUUGAUGGCAUUGCGACCUUGUGCGAGAAGCUCGAUCUCGAUCCAGAAAGCGACAUAAGAAUCCUGGUGUUGUUGUGGAAGCUAGGCAGUAACGAGAAACCUGCGCAAAUUUCGAAGGAAGAAUUCAUGGAUGGGUGCCACAACUUACAACUCGAUUCUAUCGAAAAGUUCCGAAAUUUGUUACCAGCAUUAGAUACAGGAUUCCUGGACCAAGACGAGUUCAAAAGCUUCUACAAGGUAGGUUCUUUUGUGAUUGACAAUCUUGGCUGUGGAAGACGGCUUUUGUAUCAAAGUUGUUUACUGUAAUUACUUCUUGUCAUUGGAACAUAUCGAUAAGUUUUUUCGUGUUCAAAAGCAUUCUUUGUGCCCACUUUACAUUGUAGGUAUUCCGCUCAAAAUCAUUGAUUUGCAUUUUCCCACUUCAUCCUAGUUUUGUUUUCAAUUUAAUCGACAGGGAACACAUCGUACGCUAGACAAGGACAUGGUAGUAGCAUUGUGGCAAAUGGUGUUGAAAGACAGAAUCCCAGACGAACGAUUGGAAACGUUUUGCGAAUUUACUGAAACACAGAAGUCUUAUACACGCAUCACUCUGGAUCAAUGGACAAGCUUUUUGGAUUUUUGCCACGAGUGCGAAGACUUGAGUACAUACGAUGAAAGUAUGUCGGCAUGGCCUGUCUUGAUUGACGAAUACGUCGAGUACAUGGAAGAAAAACAAAAAAAAUAAUUAAGCGAGUACCGUGCAAGGACAUGAUAGGAAGCAAAUAAUCUAAUAGGGGCUUGACAAAGAUCCGAGAAAGUAGAGAUUGAAAAACUAAAGCGAGAAUCAUUUGAAUAUUGGAUUCAGUAAUAAGUCGAAUGUGUACAUCUUCUUCUUGAUGCUUCACCGCACUCCACGCUUGAUUAUUUCCAACUAUUUCGAUUUUUGCGGAAUCCUAUGGCUCUGCACAAAGUUUUCUUUUACACCAUCCGAACCAUCCACUAACAAUCCUGUACCGCGACACGGUGGUGGCCGCAAAGAAAAAGUUUUAUUGUUUUACUCUACCGAGCUCAUUAUCUGAUGCCGUACUGAUUCGUAUUGAAAUAUCAUAGGUGUUCCUUAAUAAAUGUAUCGAGCUCGGGUUCACUUGAGCCUCGACAAGUUCCUACAACGGUGUCUCCUUGGACGAUGAUGAAUGUUGGCAUCAUCGCUACAGAGUACUUUCCUGAAAUAUCAUCAAAAUCAUCAACGUCAACUGUGAUGAAAUCAUAGCCCGGAUUUUCUUUACAUUUUUGUUGAUAAAAUGGGUGGAUCUUUUUGCACGGUUGACACCAACUGGCAGUAAACUUGACGACCACUU